Messenger RNA from Nezara viridula (southern green stink bug), 436 nucleotides. The record is from the annotation of a GenBank genome assembly. Lineage: Eukaryota; Metazoa; Arthropoda; Insecta; Hemiptera; Pentatomidae.
ACAGGUUUGGUUCAAGAACCGAAGAGCGAAAUGCAGACAACAGGUAAAACAACAACAUCAGAAUGGUACUGAGAAGCAUACAAGAAGCAAUAGCAGUACAAAAACCAAGAAUUUGCCAAAAUUGGCAAAUAGUACAAGGGAGUCAAGCUAUACAAAAUCACAUCAAACACAAACCACUACUUAUCCAACAACAGGGUGCAAUGCAAGUAUUUGGAGCCCAGUUCUGGAAUCAAAUGGAGAGCAAACAAGACUGAGUGCCCCAGCUACCAGCUACUCAAGUAGUUAUCCACACAACUAUACAGGAUAUUACUCCAACAUGGAAUAUUUGCCGCCACCAAAUCCUACCAACACGGAGAAUAGCAUGGAUAGUUCAUGGGGGAAAAGAGAUGACAAUAGCUCAUGGUUUUAUAAUUCAAGUUGGGACCAUCGUAAAUGA